This is a messenger RNA of Tetrahymena thermophila SB210, 2457 nucleotides long. RefSeq names its product Serine/Threonine kinase domain protein. The transcript is spliced from 8 exons. Gene Ontology annotation, molecular function: protein serine/threonine kinase activity; ATP binding. Gene Ontology annotation, cellular component: cytoplasm; nucleus. The record is from RefSeq and is a predicted model, not a curated record. Gene Ontology annotation, biological process: mitotic DNA damage checkpoint signaling; protein phosphorylation. NCBI's taxonomy places the organism in Eukaryota, Ciliophora, Oligohymenophorea, Hymenostomatida, Tetrahymenidae.
AUGCUGUUAUAGAAAGAAAUUUCUAAAUCGAAGCAAAAGGAAGCUAUGCUCUUUUAGGUUGAAUGCUUCAUAUUUGUUAAUUAAGACAAAAAGAUAAUAAAUCUGCAGUUCUUUAACUCUUAUCUUAAGGUAUUAGAACAUAAAAGCGGAAAUUAAACAAUGGGAGUUGUAGUAAUAUCAGAUAUGAUAAGAGUAGAGUGGUUGGUAAAAGAAGGUCCAGACGGAACAAAUGCAUUUGAUAGAUGUGAAGGGUUCAGAAUAGAAAAAGAUGAUAUUUAUUAAAGGGCAAAAGCAGCACUAGAAAAAGAUGCUGCUUCAAUUGACCCGCUUCAUUUAUUUAAUUCAUAAUAACAAAGCAAAGAAGCCAAAUAAGGAUAAGCAAAUGGCGAAAGUAAAAAGAAUUCUACAACGACAACAUUAGAAGAAUAACAAAAAAACAUAGAAUAGAAUGAUUAAUUUAGACAAAUAAUAAUAGAGAUAUUUUUAAAAGAACCAAUACUUCUCAAAAAAGUUUACAAUUACUUCGCACCUCGUGUUAUCAUGAAGUAGUUUCAUGACCACUACAAAGCUGUAAAAAAGCUUGGUAAAGGCUCGUUUGCAUCUGUUUAUCUUGUUAAUCAUAGAGAAACUGGAAAAUAACUUGCAAUAAAAGCUUUUCUCAAAGAAAAACUUUACUAAGAAGAUAAAGGAUCAGAAGCGUUUUUCAAUGAAAUAAACUUAAUGAAACAAAUAAAUCAUCCACAUUUACUAAAAUUGUAUGAAGUCUGGGAAAGUAUGCACAGUUUUUAUUAUGUAAUUGAGUUAGCAAAUGGAGGAUCUUUAAUGGAUCGUAUUAGCUUAGCGAAGAGAGCAAAAAAAAAAGGUCUAGAAAAGGAAAAAGAUAGUGGAGCUUUUACAGAAAAUGAAAUUAGAUCAUAUAUCAAAUAGCUAACUUCUGGUCUGUUGCAUUUAAAAGAAAGAAAAAUUAUGCAUAGAGAUAUAAAACCAGAUAAUAUUCUUCUUAGAAAAGUUCCUGUUUUUUAAAAUCUUAAAACACCUAAAUCUUAACAUCUCUCUGCUAAUACUAUCCAAUAACCUAAGUAAUAUAAAUUUGAAGCAAUUAUCGUAGAUUUUGGAUUAGGUACUUAAUAAGAUAUAAAAGAAUAUUUAUUCCCAAAAUGUGGAACUCCUGGUUAUGUUGCGCCUGAAAUUAUCAAUUUGAAAGGAGAUUUAACAAAAGCAAGAUAUACAACUUAAUGUGAUAUGUUUUCAAUAGGAGCAACCUUUUAUUUUAUGUUAUCACUUAAACCUCUUUUCUUGGGAUAAACGACAAGAGAGACUAUCGAACUAAACAAAAAAUGUGAAGUCAACUAUAAUAUUCCAGAACUUAAAGACUGUGAUAAGAAUGCAAUUGAUUUAAUGAAAAAAAUGUUGGAAAAAGAUCCAACAUUGAGAAUAGACCCUAAAUCUGCUUUGAAGCACCCUUAUUUUAAAAAUUUGGACUCAAAUUUUGAAGAAGAUUUAGUGGUGCCUGAAGAUACCCCUACCUAAAUAGAAUCAGUCAUAAAAAAAUUUUAAUCAGACACGUUUGAUAUGUCAAGAAUUAAUUCUUUGAUUAACAGUUCUUUAAGAUAAUAAAUGAAGUAAUAAUCUCAAGAGCAAUCAACAUGUCUUUCAAAUACAUCAUAAAAGAGCCUAUAAAUGCUUAAUACAUUAAGCAAUAACAACAAUAGCAACUAAAUGUAACCACCCACCAGUAAUAUGUAAUAUUUAAGCAAUACAAGCAUGGUAUCUAACUUAAACUCGCCUAAUAUGGCAGCAAUGCAGGAAUCUACUCAUUCUGAUUAUGAAAGUAGAUCUCAAUAUUCUAAUUUUAAGCAUAAGGAAAGCAUUAAUGAUUCUGAAUUAAACUAUGUCAAUAAAAAUUAAAAUGUAUAUGGUUAUAUUAGUAAGCAGUUCAUCUCAUAGAGCAGCUUUGAAAAUGAUAUGAGAAGUCCUUCAUUUGCAGCUUCUGAGACUUCUAUAUGCAGACAAGAAAGUUUGACCUCUAAUUUUUCUUUAAAAAUGAAAGCACACUAAAAUACAAAUAAGUAGAAAGAUUAAAAUAAUUAAGUUCGAUAUAGAGCUCAAUCUGUAGAAGAUUCUCUAGAUCCAGCACAUUAAAAUAAUUUACUAAAUCCAAAUGGUGCUGAAGGUCGAACUAAGUCACCUUCUAAAUUUAAAAUCGAUUUUGAACGUUCUAGGGCCAGUAGUGACUAAUUUGAACACCUAAAUUAAAUAGAAAAUUAAGACGAAACUAGUAAAGAGGCUGAACAGUAAACUUCCAGCAAUCAAAAUAAUUAAUAAGGUUAAUUAUAAAAUUAAGCAAAAAAAAAUAAAGCAAAGGAUGCAGUACCCUAAUCAAAAGAAGAAAAUAAGCUAAAAUUUAAAAAAGGUACAUUAGAUGAACAAUUUUACAAUGAUCCAAAUCUUCUAUGA